Messenger RNA from Balearica regulorum gibbericeps (East African grey crowned-crane), 906 nucleotides. NCBI's taxonomy places the organism in Eukaryota, Metazoa, Chordata, Aves, Gruiformes, Gruidae. The record is from RefSeq and is a predicted model, not a curated record.
UGCUAUGAGGAGUUCAUCCGUUGCUCCCCCCUGGACCCCUGCAUCCUCUUCCAUGAAGGUGGACACUGGCGGGAGCUUGUGGUACGCACCACCAGCCAUGGCCACACCAUGGCUAUCAUCACCUUCCACCCUCAGGCACUGGGCCAGGAGGCACUGGCUGCUCAGAAAGCAUUGCUUAAGGAGUUCUUCACAUGUGGACCUGGAACAGUCUGUGCCUUGACUUCACUUUAUUUCCAAGAGAGCACCAUGACGCGCUGCUCCCACGAGCAGUCCCCCUUCCAGCUCCUUCAUGGAGAACCGCACAUCUUUGAAGAAGUGCUCGGCCUGAAGUUUCGCAUCUCUCCAGAUGCCUUUUUCCAAGUAAACACGAGUGGAGCAGAAGUUCUGUACCAGGCAGUCAGGGAGCUGAGUCAGGCUGGUGGGGACACCGUCCUCCUCGACAUCUGCUGUGGAACAGGCACAAUUGGUCUCUCUCUGGCUCACCAGUUGUCCAAGAUUAUUGGUAUUGAGGUUGUGGAGAAGGCAAUAGAGGAUGCCAGGUGGAACGCAGCAUACAAUGGAAUUUCAAACUCUGAAUUUCACAGUGGAAGAGCAGAGGUCGUGUUGCCGCAACUCCUGUCAUCGUGGGAAGAUGCCCAACCUGUUGUUGCUGUGGUGAACCCAUCUCGGGCUGGGCUCCAUUACAGGGUUGUGCGAGCCAUCCGAAACUGCAAGUCCAUCCGAAGACUGCUCUACCUCUCCUGCAAGCCAGAGGGUGAAGCCAUGAGGAACUUUCUUGAGCUGUGCUGCCCACCUGACCCAGGGAAGAAGCUGGCAGGAGAGCCAUUUGCCCCCACGUUGGCUAUACCUUUUGACAUGUUUCCUCAUACUGUUCAUUGUGAGCUGAUGCUGCUGUUCACCCGCUGA